AUGUCAGAUAUCCUUUCCACCAUCGAAAAAACCCUUGCCGAAGCUGCUGACCCAUCCCUCAAAAAGAAGAAGAACAAGAAAUCUAAGCAACAGAAAAAAAAUGAGCUCCGUAACUUUGAUAAUCUUGACCAGUUCAGAGACUUUUUGAAAAUGGAAUCCACUUCUGAUUACGAAGAAAAGGUGCAUGCCCAUCUCUCAUAUUUCCCACCGUUUGUGAUGCAGUCCUGCCAUAACGACCCAGAGAAAAUUAAGCCAACCAUGAACAAAAACAACAAAAAGUUUGUGCGUCGUUUAUCACAGCAUGUCAACAAGCACUUGAUUGAUGACAUUAAGAAGAAUUCCGAUUUUGGUGACGAGAUUGCUUUCGAAGAAAUCGAUGAAAGUGAUACCUUUGAUAAAUUGGUGUGGCAUUUUGUGGAUGCCAAUGAGCAUGAAUCUAAUGGCAAGAAGUUUAAACUCGAAAUGGAUGUGGAAUGUCAUAAUGAUAACGCUACAGUGGAAGUUGAUUACAGGGCUUAUCCAUGCUAA
Molecule: messenger RNA, 528 nt
Organism: Saccharomycopsis crataegensis
Lineage: Eukaryota; Fungi; Ascomycota; Saccharomycetes; Ascoideales; Saccharomycopsidaceae
Gene: RGI2
Product: Rgi2p
Exons: 1
Coding region: 1-528 (175 amino acids)
Biological process (GO): energy reserve metabolic process
Source: RefSeq, a predicted model, not a curated record